Pundamilia nyererei is the source of this 616-nucleotide messenger RNA. RefSeq names its product kinesin light chain 4 (gene klc4). NCBI's taxonomy places the organism in Eukaryota, Metazoa, Chordata, Actinopteri, Cichliformes, Cichlidae. Gene Ontology annotation, molecular function: kinesin binding. Gene Ontology annotation, biological process: microtubule-based movement. The record is from RefSeq and is a predicted model, not a curated record. Gene Ontology annotation, cellular component: kinesin complex; cytoplasm. The annotation marks the transcript as partial. The transcript has 4 exons.
CCUCUGCUGAUGCUGCUCUCACGAGCUUUUCAAAACAGGAUGCGUGAGGACAUGUCCACCAUGGUGUGUGUGAAGGAGGAGGAGGAUCCUGGGGAGAAGCUGUCCCAGGAUGAGAUCAUUUCCCGAACCAAGCAGGUGAUUCAAGGAUUGGAGGCCCUGAAGCAAGAGCACCACUCCAUCCUGGAGGGCCUUCUGGGCACGUUGCGCUGCCUGAAGCAGGAUGAGGAGGGCGUUCUCGUGGAGGAAAAAUCGCACAUGAUCCGCAAGUCCCUGGAGAUGCUGGAACUUGGGCUCAGCGAGGCUCAAGUGAUGAUGGCGCUUUCAAACCACCUGAGCUCAGUUGAGUCUGAGAAGCAGAAGCUGAGGGUACAGGUACGCCGACUCUGCCAGGAGAACCAGUGGCUAAGGGACGAGCUGGCCGGGACACAGCAGAAACUGCAGAAGAGCGAGCAGAGCGUGGCUCAGCUGGAGGAGGAAAAGAAGCACCUGGAGUUUAUGAACCAGCUGAAGAAGUACGACGAGGACUUGUCCCCCUCUGAAGAAAAGGAUUCAGACUCUACCAAAGAGACUUUGGAUGAUCUCUUCCCAGAUGAUCAGGAUGAUCAAGCCCCAGGCA